This is a messenger RNA of Xiphias gladius (swordfish), 2337 nucleotides long. It is a transcript of the gene fahd2a, whose product is annotated as fumarylacetoacetate hydrolase domain containing 2A. The transcript is spliced from 8 exons. The coding region runs from base 145 to 1110 and encodes 321 amino acids. NCBI's taxonomy places the organism in Eukaryota, Metazoa, Chordata, Actinopteri, Istiophoriformes, Xiphiidae. Gene Ontology annotation, molecular function: hydro-lyase activity. The record is from RefSeq and is a predicted model, not a curated record.
AUUAACCAGCGACAGUGCAAAGUUCAAGAAAGGAAGGGGAGCCGUCAUGGUUUUUCAGUAGUAGGUUAGGGUGUCACAUUAUUCGUGGAAGGACAUUUGAUCCACGAUAAGACCCAUUUUCCAAAGCUACAGCUGGAGCUGCAGAUGAGUCUUCCUCUUCGCUCCUUUUGCAUCCUCAGGAGUUUACUCUCUCAAAGGCAAAUAACACACUCACAGAGCCGAGGCCUGAGCGGUGCAGCCAUGCGUCUGGUGCAGUUUCAUCGCCAUGGUGACGGAGGAGGCUUCAGGGUGGGAGUGGAGCAAGGCGAAGGGCUCGGUGUGGUGGAUCUGAAGGCGUUUGACCCCUCCAUGCCCUCGACAAUGAGAGAGCUGCUGGAGCUGGGAGACACGGGUCUGGAGUGUGCACGGAGAGCCUUGGCGUCCGGUCAGUGUGUGGUGGAGCGAUCAGACAUCCAUCUGAUGUCUCCUGUGUUGGCCCCGGAGAAGGUGGUGUGUGUGGGUAUGAACUACCGUGAUCACUGCCUGGAGCAGAACGCCCCGAUCCCCAAAGAACCGAUCAUCUUCAGCAAGUUCCCCAGCGCCAUCACAGGGCCAUACGAUGACAUUACACUGCCCUCAGAAAGCCAGGAGGUGGACUGGGAGGUUGAGCUGGCCUUUGUGAUUGGACGAAGAGGAAAACACAUCAAGGAGGAAGACGCUCUCUCCUAUGUGGCCGGGUUCACUGUGGCCAAUGACGUCAGCGCGCGCGACUGGCAGAUGAAGCGUAACGGGAAGCAGUGGCUGCUGGGAAAAACGUUUGACAGCUUCUGUCCUCUCGGCCCUGCCUUAGUAACCACUGAUGCUGUGAAAGAUCCUCACAACCUGGGCAUCCGCUGCCUGGUUAAUGGAGACACGGUCCAGAGCAGCAACACUGAUCAGAUGAUCUUCAAGAUAGCAGCGCUGGUCACCUGGGUCUCAAAGUUUGUGACAUUAACUCCAGGAGAUGUGUUCCUGACAGGCACUCCUCCAGGUGUGGGUGUGUUCAGAAAGCCACCCGUCUUUCUAAAGAAAGGAGACGUGGUGGAGUGCCAGAUAGACCAGUUAGGCUCUAUAAUCAACAAAGUGGUCUGAACCCUGAGACAAACCGCUGAAAACAGGAACAAUCCAUGAGGGAAAGCCAGCUGUUUAAUUAACUGCACUUCUGAUUGGUUUCAUCACACAAUGAAAUACUAUUUUCAGUUAAUGUUUCAUAAUUAUUUUUUAAAACUUUGAGCUUGAAAGUGUGUUUCUUGAUGAAUGGUUUGUUCAUGAUACUACAGUAACUGUGAGGAAGGAAAACUUGGUAUUUUUUUACUACAUGAAACAGUUUAAUUACCUGACUCAACGUGGUGUUUGCAGCUCAACCCUAGUUAUUGAGUCAGUCAUCACCAGCUGUAAAAAUACCCUCUAUCAGCAGCCACCCACUCAUGCUACACAGCAGAAACUGUGAACCUCUUGACUUAUUUUAAUAUGCAAAAAAUAAAGUAUUUCUAAUUAUGUUUAAUAGUCAGGAAGAUAAAUGGUGUAUGAAAAACUAUUCUACUAACCUAGAGGAUUCAAACAGAUAUCCUCAUAAAAAGAAAGCAUAUUUCUGGAAGAAGAUCCCUCCCAGUGAUGAGGAGAAUUUAAUUUAAUUAAAAUUAUGCUGUCUUGAAAAUUUGUCCCUUGCAUUGCCUGGGAGAAAAUUCUUCAUAAUUACUGAGAUCUGGGUUCUGAUUCAUGUACCUGCUCGCUUCAUUUUCUUUUUGCUGAAAUCACUGAAGUUGAAUAUUUUCACUGAUGGGAAUGAGCUUUAGAGAAAUUCCAGGACUGAACAGACUCAUUUACAUUUUUCAGUAACCGUGAUGAGGUUACGUGUUGAGCCGGGUAAUUAUGUUUGAAAAUUAAGUCACUUAAUAAUGUAAGAAAUUAUUACAUUCAAAAUUAGGGAUUAUGUUACAUUCGUUUGGCAAAUUAUUUUGUCCAUGGCAGAUUACAUUUUUCCCAAACAGAUACUGUACAUUAGGAGUAACUUGGGGUUCAGAGUCUUGCUCAAGGACACUUCAAGAUGUGGACGUGAAGAGCUAGGCAUCAAACUACCAACCCUACAAUUAAUGGUGGACCCACUAUAACUCCUGAACCCACAAUUCACAGAAUGAGUGCCUUGAAUUUGAAGUUCUUGUGUAGACUAUUUCAGAGAGGUGUUGAAUCAACUGGUUAUUUUUGGGGAAGGGGUUUGUGGUGCUAUUGAACUAUACUCCAUUAUAACAGGAGGUGUUUCUAAUAUUUGUCAACCGUAUAUAUUGUCAACCAAAUAUUAGAAACACUUUUACAGAAUAA